UAAAGUAAAUAUCUCAACUUAUAUCUUGAACAGUGAUCCAAAAUGGUUUAAACUUUCUUCUGGUGAAGCUCGGGAAGAUAAUUGGGUGAAUAAUUUCAACAAGCUCAGAAGAUUAGUCUUACUCCUUACACGUUAUUAUGAAGAAAUUCUUGGACUUCCUUCUCAAAAACUUGAAUCUCCAGAUACUAGGGCUAUUGCAAAAGAUGGAAAUUUAGACGAGACAAUGAAGCUGUAUUCAUUAAUUGUGACUUUGGCCGUGAAUCAUUCUAAUAAGGCAGUAUAUAUUGAAAAAAUUACACAUUUAAAUGCAAAAUCACAAGAGGGGUUGAUGUAUUCCAUUGAAAGGGUGAUGAAACGAUUGGGGGAAUCUACUGUCGAAGCAGCACCAAAAAUGAACACAGAUAACUUAGGAAAAAUUGUUGCUCAAAAAGAAGCUCUAGAAAAAGCACAUCAAGCUUUAAUGGAAGAACACACUGCAUUGCGUGAUCAAUGUGAUGAUUUGCAAGCAGAACUGGAAGAAACCAAAAACAAGAAGAGAUAUGAAAAGCAAGUUGCAGAAAACCUGAGGAAACUCUCUGAAAAGGAGGCUGAGAUAAAUGAUCUUUCUCGCAAGAACGAAGUGCUCUCCGAACAAGCAAACGAAGCUGCGAGAUUAAAAGACCAAGUUGAUGAAUACAGACAUGCUGCUGACGAACUCAGGAGAAAAGAAAAUGUCAUUGAAAAAUAUAAAAAGAAAUUGGAAGAAGCUGUGGAUUUACGGCGAAAUUUGAAGACUCUAGAACAAGAAAAUCGCACCCUUGUCGACCGUAAUCAAGCAAUUUUAGAGGAGUAUGAUAAAGUGGCUGUUUUCAAAGGAUUAAUGGAAAAUUAUAAAAAACAACUUGAUGAACUUCAGUCUGAAAAAAUAGAAUUGGUUAAUCAAAAGAAUAAAUUGGAGUACGAAUAUAGGCACAUGAAGGCAAAAUUUGAAGCAUACGAGAUGGCUCAAUCACGUGAUCAGGAGACCAUACAUUUGUUAGAAGAUAGAUUACGAGAAUUAGAGUUAGGUGAAGGCGAGCCUUUAAAAUUAGAUGAUAAAAUUGAAGUUGAAGUAGAUGAAAUUGACCAAUCUAUUAACAAUAGUGAACUUUCGGAUGCCCUAAAAGGCGACACAAUGACAAGUUUGAGAUUGAAGAUUAACGAACUUCAACGCGAAUUAUCUAGGUUACGUGAGGGUAAACCCUCGGAUGAUGAUGCAAAUACUCAACUUUUAGUAUUAAAGCAUCAAGUUGAUGAUGCAAAUCGUGUUAAAGCUAAAUUUGAAACGGACUAUGUUAAAGUUCAAAAAGAAAAACUUAUACUGGAAUCUGAACUUGAACGAUUACAAGAAGAAAUGUCCAGUUCAUCUAACGGUGUAAAUAAAAAUGAACACAGGAAAGGUUUCGAGAGAGAUCAAAAGGAGCUACUGGAUACUAAGAAGCAACUUCGAGAAAUACAGAUGAAAUUAGAGCGAGCUGAGAGGGACAUGGGUGAUGUCAGACCUGAUUCUAACACCGAAGCUAGAAUUAAAGCGUUAGAGGAUGAAAAGGAGAGCUUGAAGAUUCAUAAUGCAGAAUUGACUUCUCUGCUUCAAACCUUUGAAGAAAAAAGUGAAGAUGAUCUUAAGAAACAAAAUGUACAAUUGCACAGAAAGGUUGAGCAACUCAAGACCUUGGUUACUGGUCAACACGAAAUUGUUGAGAACUACAAAAAUGCAAUUACUUCAUUCGAAGCAGAAAGAGAAGCUCAUACUGCUGAAGUUAAGCGCUUAGAGCAACUUCACAAAGAGUCUAAAGAACAAGCACAAAAAGAAAUUAAUUUGGUCACAAGUGCUUGGUUCAAUAUGGGUAGACGUAUUCAAGGUGAUCAUGUUUUCUUGCAAAGGCAAGGACCUGCAUCUUUUCUUAAUCAACAACGUUUAAUUCUUGAUACUCAGCCGGAACGAACAUUAAAAUUAUGUGAACUUGGAUCCAGAUUUUUGGCUUAG
Molecule: messenger RNA, 2005 nt
Organism: Funneliformis geosporum
Lineage: Eukaryota; Fungi; Glomeromycota; Glomeromycetes; Glomerales; Glomeraceae
Source: the annotation of a GenBank genome assembly